AUACACACGCCGUCGCUUCCUGGUUUGCAGGGGGAUUGCAUCGUGCAACAUUUCCGGGACGCCGAGAGCUCGAGUGAUGGUCAGUUCGCAGUCAGUGUCGCGGGUCGCCGAAGGAUCAUGUUGAUUCUCAUCUCACGGUUAAUAUUGAUGACGGCGGUGUGGCGUGUGGCGGAGGGGAAGGCAUCACUUCCAUAUAGCUCAGAAGGAAAAUGUAACGACUUGACCUCUGAAUAUUACGCCAAAGAUCUGCAAAUAUGCUGCAGUAAAUGCAAACCAGGGACGCGUCAGCAUGUGCAGUGCACUAGGAAUUCAGACACCGUCUGUGAGCCCUGUCAACAAGGACAGUACUCAGAAAAUUAUAACCAUUUUAAAAAUUGUUUCUCCUGUCCACAGUGUAAAGAUGAGAAAGGACUGGCUUAUGGCACGAAGUGCUCCGCUGAUACCAAAUCUGUUUGCGUUUGCAAGCCUGGAAUGUUCUGUUCGAAGAUUGGUUUCCUUUCUGAAUGUGAGGAAUGUAGAAAAUAUAAAUCUUGCAAACCUGGUGAAUACACAGCCAGAAAAGGAACACCUAAAAAUGAUGUCAAGUGUGAAAAGUGUCAGUCUGGAACGUUUUCAAACCACAUUAAUGCUGAGUCCUGCCAACCACACACACAAUGUGAAGGUGGUUCAGUUUUAAGACAAGGCAGUUCUACAGCUGACACACUGUGUGAUGUGACACCACCCCCUUUAACAAACACAACAGAGGUUUCUCUUCAGAGCUCACCCAAGCAUCCUCAUCCUCGCUUAACUAAACCAAGUAGUUUCAGGAGUCUAACGGCACAGCCUAUGAACGCGACCACCACACCAUCUCUGCUUCCAUCGAGCAGCAUGACAGCAAUCAAAACCACAAACAGCUCUGACACAGAUACCCCGACUCUAAUCUACUGCACUGUCAUAGUUUGUGGUGUUCUGGUUUUGCUAGCGCUGACAUUGAUGGUGAUUACUUGCAAGUUACGAAAGAGAAAAGCAGGUAUAAAAAAGGUUCCGGUCGCAGGGGGCAACAAGCUAGUGCAGGAUGCCUCAGAGAACGGCAUACUUGAUCAUCAGUGUCUAUUACACGCUGACAAGUGCCAGAAGGAGCCCUCCAUGACUUCAUCGGACAGCCAGAGUCAGCCAGACUCCAGCCAGAGUCACAGCAGCGGUGAUUGGCUGGAACGCGCCAGCCAGGAGGAAUCCCUACCGGAGCAGCCAUCCGUCUCCAGCCCGUUAGUCAAUCUCAGCAUCACGGCCACCUUCAACUGCCAGGUGAAUCCGACGACAGCUUCCUGUUCCAUCCCCCUGAACCCAUCUGCACUGACUCCCCACGUUGAAGCUCCGGUGCCGCUUUCUCAAGAGGAGGUCUGUAUAUCCUGCCAACAGGAGGACGGCAAAGAAGCUCUGCAGUCAGUGCAGGAGAGCAGCCCGUGUGCCUUCUGAUCAGACGAACUGAUAAAAUGUAUAGCCUAAGUUUAGGUAAAUGUUUUUGCCAAAUGCACGAAUGCAAUGAAAUGUUACACAGGGAUUUAAAAGACAUUUAUUGCAUUUUCAAAUGUAAGGCUGAUAUACAAAAUAGCUUAUGUUAGUACGUAAAGUGACGGUUCACCCAAAAAUGAAAAUUCUGUCAUCAUUUACUCACCCUCAUGUUGUUCCAAACCUGUACAAGUUUCUUUCUUCUGUUGAACACAAAAGAAGAUAUUUUGAAGAAUGUUGGUAAGCAGACAGUUGACGGUGGCCAUUGAAUUCCAUAAAAUUUUUUUCCUACUAUGGAAGUCAGUGGGGUCUAUCAGUGGUUUGAUUACCAAAGAAAGAAACUCAUACAAGUUGAGGGUGAGCAAAUGAUGACAGAAUUUUCAUUUUUGGGUGAACUAUCCCUUUAAGAGCUAAUUAGGGGUUACCGAUAUGUUUUUCACCAUCUGAUGCUCAUAUCAUUUGACCUCCGGUGCGAAUUCUUUACAUCAGUGACAUUUCAUUGUUAUAAAGCUUUAUGAUUACGUAUUUAGUAGUUGUGUUUGACAUUUGACCCAUAAAAUGCUCCUCUCUGAUGAUACUUAAAGUGUUAGUUCACCCAAAAUGAAAAUAAUGUAAUUUAUUACUCACCCUC
Molecule: messenger RNA, 2119 nt
Organism: Megalobrama amblycephala (Wuchang bream)
Lineage: Eukaryota; Metazoa; Chordata; Actinopteri; Cypriniformes; Xenocyprididae
Gene: tnfrsf1b
Product: tumor necrosis factor receptor superfamily, member 1B
Exons: 9
Coding region: 118-1455 (445 amino acids)
Biological process (GO): positive regulation of myelination; positive regulation of membrane protein ectodomain proteolysis; extrinsic apoptotic signaling pathway
Molecular function (GO): tumor necrosis factor binding; tumor necrosis factor receptor activity
Source: RefSeq, a predicted model, not a curated record